UAAAGGUCUCAGCUAUAAGUACAUGCACAACACACUUGGGCACUUGGCUAUGUCAUCACUCUCCAGUUCACACUAGCUAGCUAGCUAGCUCCCGUCAAGUACAGUCGAAAGGCAACAGCAGGCAGAGACUCAGAAAACAGAGACUACUGAGAUCGAUCAAUGGCGGGGAAGCUGGGGCAGCUGAUGAUGAGGCUGCACCUCGCGAGGAGAAGCCGAUCACCGUCGUCGUCGUCGGUGCCGGACGUGCCGCGGGGCCACCUGGCGGUGUACGUCGGCGAGGGGCGGAAGCGGCUGGUGAUCCCGACGGCGUGCCUCAGCCACCCGGCGUUCGUGACGCUGCUGAAGCGGGUGGAGGACGAGUUCGGCUUCGACCACCGCUGCGGCGGCCUCACCAUCCCCUGCGCGUCGGAAGGCGACUUCGCCGACAUCGUCGCCGCCGCUGUGGACGAGCACCACCACUCACGACGACGACUUUGAUCGUUCGUCGGCUUCCUGCAGGACCCCUUUUUUUUUUUUUUUUGAGGGUGUGUGUUGAAGAUUCUUGUCCAAAUUGGGAUGAUGAAGCUAAGUACGAUUGGAGUGACGUACAAGCUUAAUUUGGGUUUGCAUGCUUGGACCCUGUGUAAAGAUGAUGAUUAAUUUAUGAUGUUC
Sorghum bicolor (sorghum) is the source of this 651-nucleotide messenger RNA. RefSeq names its product auxin-induced protein 15A. The record is from RefSeq and is a predicted model, not a curated record. The transcript has a single exon. The coding region runs from base 160 to 477 and encodes 105 amino acids. NCBI's taxonomy places the organism in Eukaryota, Viridiplantae, Streptophyta, Magnoliopsida, Poales, Poaceae. Gene Ontology annotation, biological process: response to auxin.